Molecule: messenger RNA, 1326 nt
Organism: Eimeria acervulina
Lineage: Eukaryota; Apicomplexa; Conoidasida; Eucoccidiorida; Eimeriidae
Exons: 1
Coding region: 1-1326 (441 amino acids)
Source: RefSeq, a predicted model, not a curated record
AUGCGCAGUUUGCUGCUGGUAUGCGUUGUUGCUGCUGCUGCUACGGCCCUUGAAGGCCCAUUAGCAGCAGCAGCACACACUGAUAUCCCGCUGCGCGACAAGCUGCAGCAGCAGCAGCAGCAGCAGCAGCAGCAGGAGCCUGUUGAAGAAGAAGAGUUAUCGUUUGAAGAGUUUCUUGCUUCUGGGGGAUUAGGCGGAGAGGGCGAGCAAGAAGAGAACGCCGACUUUGGUGUUGCUGCUGCAGGCAGCAGCAGCAGCAGCAAUGGUGAAGCAGACGGGAGCUGGGGUCUCAGCAGCUUGGUUGCUGCAGCAGAAGCAGCAGAAGCAGCAGGAAAAGCCUUUGCUGCGUCUCUGAUGUCCGUGGGGCAAGGGCCGAACUAUGAAGAUGAUGAUGAGCAGCAGCAGCAGCAGCAGCAGCAGCAGCAGCAGCAGCAGGAAGAAGAUAAGGCAGGAGAAGCGCUGGGGCUGUGGGAGCUUAAGGGGAUUUCAGAAGCAGCAAAAGCAAGUGCAGCAGCAGCAGUUGCUGCAGCAGAGGAGCAGACAGAGAAGCUUGCUGCUUCUGUUGCUGCUGCAGGGGCUCAGGCUCAGGAGCAGCUGCAGACUGUAUAUGAAGAGGCAAUGAAGCAAGCGCAGCAGCUAGCAGCAGCAGCAGCAGACACACCUGCAGCAAAAGAUUUAAAGCAUGUGUUGGAGAUAGUAGAAAGGGGGGAGACCCCUUCUCUCUCAGAUGAAUCGGUGCGUCGCUGCGCAGAGCGUCUAUCUACUCUUCUUGCUGCUGCAGCUGCUGCUGCUGCUGCUGCAGCUGCAGCAGACAGCAACGACAGCAACAGACCUAUGCGAGUACUGUGGGGAGCUCUGGGGGGAUUGAGCGCCAGAAGCAGAAGAAGAAGAAGCAGCAGCAGCAGCAGCAGCAGCAGCUACUACGGAACAACCAGCAGCAGCAGCAGCAGAAGAAGAAGAAGCAAGAGAGGAGCUGCAGCAAAGAGGAGGGAUCAGAAUGCAGCAGAUGCAAUGAUGCGUGUGCUGCAGCAUAUAUUUAAUGGUGGGAGCAGCGGUAGUCAGCAGCAGCAGCAGCGGCGGCAGAGGAGGCAGCUGCGGGGACAGCAGCAGCAGCAGCAGCAGGAAGGUGAUGGUGAGCAAAUGCUAACUACUGUCGUUAGUGCGCUGACCGCUGCAGCAAAUGGAGCAGGUAGCGGCGAGCAGCUGCAGCAGCAGAAGCAGCAGCUGGAGCAGCAGCAGGAGCAGUUGGCGGCGCUGCAGAGGCAAAUAGAGUCACUGCAGCAGCAGCUUCAACAGCAACAACAGCAACAACCAGAGGAGAACUAA